This is a messenger RNA of Brassica napus (rape), 1538 nucleotides long. Its product is annotated as putative F-box/kelch-repeat protein At3g22870. The record is from RefSeq and is a predicted model, not a curated record. Lineage: Eukaryota; Viridiplantae; Streptophyta; Magnoliopsida; Brassicales; Brassicaceae. The transcript has a single exon. Gene Ontology annotation, molecular function: protein binding. The coding region runs from base 434 to 1381 and encodes 315 amino acids.
UACAGUUUAAUACUUCUAUAAAUUUGAAUUAUCAACAGGGGCAUUGCAAAAAAUCAGUGCAAAAAUACAUUAAUUUGAAAAAUUCAUGGGGGGCAACCCCUCCUACCCUAGGUGUAGUUCCGCCACUGAUAUAAGUGUUACUUUUUUUAAACUAAAGGUAAAUGAGAUUAAAGUAAAUAUGAAAAUAGUAUUAAAAAUGUGGUAGUUUAAACAAUUCCUCAAAAUAAUAAAGCAUAUUUUGUAUACAAUUUCACAUAAAAUGUAAAUAAACUAUAUAUAUGUUAUUUUGAAAUUAAAUUUAUUAUUAAAAUAAGCGAGUCGAAAAUCUAGUAUAAAUAAUACUUAGCUUAAACACGGAGACUUGCGCUAUGUAGCAAAGCUCGUCUUGAAAGGCACAGUGUGCGCCAUCGCCACUCCCGUCAACAAAGCCGACAUGAUCUUCACGAAGAUCUCCGAUCUUCCGGUAAAUUUGGUUGAGGAGAUUCUGUCUAAGGUUCCGUUGAAAUCAAUGAGAGCAGUGCGUUUAACUUGCAAACGUUGGGAAGCUUUAUGGAAAAGCCGAAGCUUUUCAAAGAUGCAUAUUGAUAAAAUAAGAUCAGGUGAGUCUCUGAUGAUCGCAAAGAUGGAUUACCAUCUUUAUCUCGUGAGAAUCGUUGUCAAUGAAGAUCCAAUUAUAGAGUGCCAAGGUAGACUUACUUGCAAAGACAAACAAACUAAGAUAUCUCAAGUUUUCCACUGUGAUGGUUUAUUGUUAUGCUUCUUGAAAGAUGAUGUUACCAAAUAUAUUGUUUGGAAUCCAUAUUUGGGUCAAACUAGGUCCAUAGAGUCUCCAUACUCUCACCGCCGCCCAGACAGAUGCCCAGCCGCCGGAUGGAACUGGUUCACAUACGGAUGGAAGAACUGGUUCACAUACGCUCUCGGAUACGAGGACAAAGGCUCAACUUGUCGUGGCUACAAAUUAUUGAGGUUUAUAGACAAAAUUUUUGAUACACCUAGAGACCAGUUUUCAUGUUAUAAGAUUUACGAUUUGGACUCCAGUACAUGGAAGACUCUUGACAUCACUCCAAACUCUCCGCGUAUACUACCUUCUCAUAGGGGUGGUGUGUCUCUCAAAGGAAACACGUACUGGCUUGCUUCACAAAGAAACGCAGGACAAUACGUGCUUGACGAUCACAUAAUCUGUUUCGAUUUUACAAGUGAGAGUUUUGGUCCUCUUCUGCCUCUUCCGUUCUACGCUGGAGCUAAUGACGAUGUGACUUUAUCGUGUGUUAGAGAAGACAAGCUUGCUCUUUCACUUUCUCGCAUCAACGAAGCAUCUCAACUGGAGUGCAUAUCAAGCAACCUGCUGUUGGAGGCAAAAGGAAACAACACAAGGAUUUAGAAGCGCAAGGAUAUGAUAAAACAGAAAAAAAAAGAAGAUGAUUAGUCUCUCAGGUAACAAAGCUUGUACUUGCAUUUACUCAUUCUUCACUUUGUCUUUUCUUAAGCUGACCUUGUUUUGGUGUUGUUAAACCUUCUUUUACAACUUUUUUAAAUCU